This is a messenger RNA of Medicago truncatula (barrel medic), 1005 nucleotides long. RefSeq names its product metacaspase-7. Gene Ontology annotation, molecular function: cysteine-type endopeptidase activity. The transcript has 2 exons. Gene Ontology annotation, cellular component: cytoplasm. Bases 108 to 944 code for a protein of 278 amino acids. The record is from RefSeq and is a predicted model, not a curated record. Lineage: Eukaryota; Viridiplantae; Streptophyta; Magnoliopsida; Fabales; Fabaceae. Gene Ontology annotation, biological process: proteolysis.
ACUAUUGAAUCAAAGUUAGAAAGGUAAAAACUUACAGAGAGCAAAACACAACCUACACAAUUUUCUUAACCCUUCUUUCUUCUUCAUAACAUCUUUUUAUCACUACCAUGGGUAAAAAACGUGCUCUAAUCGUUGGCUUAAACUAUCCUAAUCAAUCAAAUUUUCUUAGAGACUCUGUUAACGACUCGAUAAGAGUUAAGGAUAUGUUAAUCACCUAUUAUGGUUUUGCUCCGAAUGCUGUCAAGCUCGUGGUGGAUGCAAAAGGCACAAUGAAUACUCCUCCAUUAAAUGAUUUUCGUAUAAAGAAAACAACAAAACAGAUCAAUGAUGAAUACAUAUGCAAAAAACUAACUAAAAUGAUAAAAAAAUCUUCGGCAGGAGACACAAUAUUUUUCUACUUUGCGGGACAUGGAGGAAGCACAACAACAGCAUUCGAUAAUGACACAGGCCAAGAAGAAUAUAUGAGAUGUCAUGGGGGCACUAUGAUCGAAGACUCGGCUAUUAGACAUUUGUGGCAAACUGUUCCUGAAGGAUGCUCCUUCACGUUUGUUGCUGACUGCUGUAAAUCUGGAGGCCUACUCGAAGGCGCAAAGGAAAUAGUUGGUCAUAGCAAGAUUGGAUCUACGGUUUCCGAAAAAGGGUUGAAACCUUGGAAUAAAGUAUGUAAACUAGGAAGGCCCACAAAUCAUCCACUUGGUAUAUUUAUAUCAAGUUGUCAAGCUAAUGAGGAUUGCAGAGGAGGAUUUUGUGAAGAGAGACUUGAACACAGUUCGUUUUUCAGUCAAGCUUUUCUUCGUGUUAUCGAAGAAACAAGAGGGAAUGUCACUAAUUUGAAGUUAGUUCAACGAAUAACAAAACUGCUUGAAAAUAGACCUAUCGAAACAACUCCGGGUCUUUAUUGUGAUGACAACCAGAUGAAAUUGAUGUUUUUGGGGAGUCCCUAGUCAGUAUUAGUAUAAGAACCUAAGUUUCAUAAUAAUUAGAAGCCAAAUAUCUUUUAAAUUA